UUGUUUUUUGCUUUUUUUAUUCAGAAAAUAAAAUGUUAAAAUUUUUAGCAUCAAUACUGAACUUACAGUAUGAAGCUGUUGUAUCUAUAUGGAAGGUUUAUUGGUUUUUUGUUUACUCCAUUUUUAUAUCUGUUGUAAUCUAUGGUGCAUUCUUCAUGCUCUACCUCCCAUCUCCUGAGCACAUUAAGCCUGUACAUUUUAAAUACAAUUUUAGUUGUGAAAACUCAAAUCAAGUGUGUUCCUAUCCAACUGCCAUCGUAUCCUUACAUGAUUUCUAUAAGCCCACUAAAGAAGCCAUACGAGUCCUUAGCAGAGGUCAAGAGUAUAUGAUCAAUGUUCAACUGGAUAUGCCCUUCUCUGAAGAGAAUAGAAAUUUGGGUAUGUUUUUAUCAAAGAUAGAUAUACUCAACAAAGAUGGGAAAAUUUUGGCUUCCUCUGAAAGAUCUAGUUUGUUUACAUAUGAAAGUAACUUGUUAAGCAUUAUAAGCACUUUCUUCUUUAUAUUUCCAUUGUUAUUUGGUUUUCAAGAACAAAAAAGAUGGAUGGAAGUGGUUCUUUUGGACAGUUUUAUUGACUCUUCGUAUGAACCAGCAGAAGUUGCAAAGAUCACCAUUUAUUCUAAACGUAUACAGUUCUAUUCAGCACGCUUAAGAAUCAAAGCAGUAUUUUCUGGUAUUAGGUAUUACAUGCAUCAGUGGCCAAUCACAUUUAGUUUUUUUGCUUUUACAAAUAUUCUUGCCGUCGUAACCAUGGUGUUUCUAUGGCGCAGAGGAAAUAAAAAUGAAGAAAUACAACUUGAUCUUGCUGAUGAUUUAAGUGACAGCGAUGAUGAUGUGAACGAAGAAACUGACAAUAAAGAGCUUACAGAUGAAAAUCUGUGUUUAGACGAAAAUGAAGAUGAUAGCGAUUCUAAUAACGUAGAGAUUGAGGAGAUUGAUGGUGGCAGUCGCUUGGGUGGUCGGGAAAUUUGUCAAUGAAGAACAGUGAAUUUUAUGAAAUAUAUCUUUAGGGUUGAUCAACCUUUGUGUGAAAGGAAUUUAUUAAUAUGAAGUUAAUUUUUAUAUAAAACACUUUAUAUAUAAUGUUAAAAGUAUUUUAAAAAAAAUAAUAUAUCAGAUUUUAACAUUUUUACAUGAUCAUUCUUUAGUGCCUCUUUAUUACUUUUCUUUUAAUUUUAAAAUCUUAUUUGCAUUCUUCCUGAUGUUUAAUGCAAGGAACGAAUCGAAUGUGUUUUUUAUAAUUUCCGGUGUUUUUUCGUUUCUUUGUUAUUCAAGCAAGAUUUCUUGGUUUUCAAGCGAGAUUUUAGCAAAAUAAUGGUCUUUCUUAAAGCUUGGAAAACGCUUUCGUUUGGAAAAAACUAACGCUUGGAAAAUGUAAAACACGCAUUGUAGAGGCGGUUUUUCUUGACAAACCUUUAAUCUAAAUAAAGUUAAAAACAAAGUUA
This is a messenger RNA of Hydra vulgaris (swiftwater hydra), 1444 nucleotides long. Its product is annotated as seipin. The record is from RefSeq and is a predicted model, not a curated record. Gene Ontology annotation, biological process: lipid droplet organization; lipid storage. Gene Ontology annotation, cellular component: endoplasmic reticulum membrane. Lineage: Eukaryota; Metazoa; Cnidaria; Hydrozoa; Anthoathecata; Hydridae.